Messenger RNA from Thermothelomyces thermophilus ATCC 42464, 367 nucleotides. RefSeq lists its product as uncharacterized. The annotation marks the transcript as partial. Lineage: Eukaryota; Fungi; Ascomycota; Sordariomycetes; Sordariales; Chaetomiaceae. The transcript has a single exon. The record is from RefSeq and is a predicted model, not a curated record.
CUUGUAUGUACAUAGCAUGGUGCGGCAACGGUGAGGCUGAUCUCUUUCGAGGAGGAAAUGGCUGUGGGCUAUGCGAUCGGGAAUAGCGGCCUGUACGAGUUGCAGAGCUGUUCUCCGGAUGCGCCCAAGUCCGCCUCAAGGCAACGUCGAGACAGCAAGGUCACUUCCGCGAGAUCGCGUAUGGGACCUUGCUCGUCGAGUGGGAGUGUCAAGUCCGUACCCCCCACGGAACGCGGAUGCUUAAUAGAGAGCGAUGAUAGGUAGACCCGGCCUGCGGCCUCUAGUUCGUGCAGCGCCGAGUGCCGAGACCGAAAGGCCAUAGCAGAGGGACGGCUGUGGGACUGUGCACACAUGGGACACCACUUGG